AUGCUUCGUCUCGUUGUAUUUGUCAGCAUCAUCGCUCUUGCGUUGGCUUGUGCUCAAAAGGCAAACUCAGGCGGCUCAGGCAGCUCAGGCAAAAACAACAACAAAAACAAAUGCAAUGACAAAAAAACAACUACGGAUUCGGAUUCGAAGACGACAAAAGGAACUUCGGGUGCAACUACAACUAAAGGAAAACGCGAAGUUGGACAAGCACAAGUCACCUUGGUAACCUAUCUGGACUUCGAUGCGGAAAUGACUUCUUUUUAUUUGGAGGCGGUCAGAUCAGUGGUGAGUAAACGUAUAUCUUCAGUGAAGCAAGCGAAAUGGCUGCAUAAUUCUCAUUACUCCACAACAGUACUCUUAUAG
Messenger RNA from Haemonchus placei, 363 nucleotides. The record is from the annotation of a GenBank genome assembly. Lineage: Eukaryota; Metazoa; Nematoda; Chromadorea; Rhabditida; Trichostrongylidae.